Molecule: messenger RNA, 345 nt
Organism: Aspergillus puulaauensis
Lineage: Eukaryota; Fungi; Ascomycota; Eurotiomycetes; Eurotiales; Aspergillaceae
Product: SBDS family protein
Exons: 3
Coding region: 1-345 (114 amino acids)
Source: RefSeq, a predicted model, not a curated record
AUGCGCGCCAACGAGCCCACCAACAAGAUCUUCUACAAGGGCAGAUCCGACGACUUCAUCGUCUUUGUCGAGGACGCCGCUACACUGAAGAACUGGAAGAACGACUCCUCAAUCCCCCUCUCCGACGUCAUUAACGGGUGGAAGAUCUUCGUCACUCACAAACACGGCUCCCAAGGAGUCCUCGACGGCGCUAGCAAAGCCAGCCUUGAGAACGAAUUCGGCACUCACAAUGACGAGGAGUGCGUGAAGAAGAUCCUCGAGGGUGGGGAGCUGCAAGGGUAUACUCAACGAGAACGAGGCGGUGAUACCAACGUCCAGAACGGACCCCGUGGUGCUGGUGUUUAA